Messenger RNA from Fonsecaea multimorphosa CBS 102226, 3252 nucleotides. RefSeq lists its product as uncharacterized. Gene Ontology annotation, molecular function: GTPase activity; translation initiation factor activity; GTP binding. Bases 1 to 3252 code for a protein of 1083 amino acids. Lineage: Eukaryota; Fungi; Ascomycota; Eurotiomycetes; Chaetothyriales; Herpotrichiellaceae. The transcript has 4 exons. The record is from RefSeq and is a predicted model, not a curated record.
AUGGCGCCUAAGAAGAAGGGCGGCAAGAAGCAGGUUGACGAUUGGGAGAACGAGCUGGGUGAAACCGUCGAUCCCAUAGCCCAGGCUACCGAAGAUGCAAAGCAGGCAGAGGCAGAGAAUGAAGCGGAAGAAGAAAUGAACGGUGGUGCCGGUGGUGGUGGUUUGAUGGCAGCUUUGCGCAAGAACAAAGACAGGCGUGCAAAGAAAGGCAAACCCGUCAAUGAUUUCGUUGAAGGCGAAGAUGCAGAUGGUGUUGCCCCGCCCGAGCCUGAGAAUGACCUGGCUGCCAAAGCACCCACUGAAGCAACCUUUGAGGAGGAUGACGACGUCUUUGCAGGCAAUGCGCACAAGAAGACCAAGGGAGGCAAGAAGCAACAAGAAAGGACCGAGUCGCCUGCUCCCGUGGAUGAUGGCGAAGACGCUGGCGAGGGUGGUGGAGUGAAGUCUAAGAAGGAGAAAGAGCGAGAGAAGAAGGAACGCGAGAAACAGAGAAAGAAAGAACAGGCUGCAAAGAAAAAGACUGUCGCCCCAGCACCAGGUCCCAAGGUCGAGGAAGCUAAGCCCGCUGUGCCCGAAAAAGUCGAAGCACCCGUCGCCGCACCAGAGAAAGACGACAAGUCCGGGAAGAAAAAGAAGAUUCCCGCACACCUCGCUGCUAUCCAAAAGCAGCAAGAGGCUCUUGCUAGACAAAGAGAAGAGGAGGCCAGAAUAGCAGCCGCGGAAAAGGCCGCUGAAGAAGAGCGUCUACGCCAGGAAGCCGAAGAAGAGAAAAAGAAAGCCGAGGCAAGACAACGAAAGAAGGAAAAGGAGAAGGAGAAGAAAGAGCAAUUGAAGAAAGAAGGCAAGCUCCUCUCGGAGGCCGACAAGAAGAGGAAGCAGCAACAAGAUCUUCGCCUCAAGCAACUGCUUGAUUCUGGUGUCAAGGUUGCAGGUUUGACCGAAGGUGUCGAAGAAAAGAAGAAACCUGCAGUCGACAAGAAGCGGAAAGGUCCAAAGAAGGAAGAAAUUGACCUCGAGGCUGCUGCUGAACGAGCGAGACAAGAGGCCGAAGCAGCCGAAGCAGAACGCCAACGUCUGGCCAAGGAAGCCGAAGAAGCGGCGGCAGCGGCCGCUGCAGCAGAAGCAGAGGCUGCGAAGCAGGAAGAGUCUUCGGAUCUCGACGAUUGGGAGAAGGCUGCUGAUGAAGAGAUUAAGGACAGUUGGGAUGCCGAGUCAAGUGACGAAGAAAAAGCCGACGGCGAGGCCAAGGCAGCUGCGAACGGAAGCGCUUCAAAGACCCCCGCCACGACUGGCGCCAAUGGGUCGGAGAGGCCCAUCGAAUCCGAUACGGAAUCAGAAGAGGAGUCAUCCUCCGAAGAGGAAGGCACUGCAACCCAGCGAGCGCUGGCAAAGAAGAAAGCAGAAGCAGCUGCCAGGAGAGCAAAAGCUCACGAAGAAGCCCUUGCUGCUCGGUCUAAAGACAACCUUCGCUCACCUAUCUGUUGUAUUCUGGGUCACGUCGAUACUGGUAAAACGAAGCUUUUGGAUAAAAUUCGACAGACCAACGUGCAGGAAGGCGAAGCAGGUGGUAUCACUCAGCAGAUCGGUGCGACCUACUUCCCCGUGGACGCUCUGAAACAGAAGACAGCUGUUGUCAACAAAGAUGGCAAAUUUGAGUUCAAAGUGCCUGGACUGUUGGUCAUUGAUACUCCUGGUCACGAAUCUUUCUCCAACCUUCGUUCCCGCGGGUCGUCGCUCUGCAACAUCGCCAUCUUGGUGGUCGAUAUUAUGCACGGCUUGGAGCCCCAGACGCUGGAGUCUAUGAAAUUGCUUCGUGACCGCAAGACACCGUUUAUUGUGGCUCUCAACAAGAUUGACCGUCUGUAUGGCUGGAAGAAAAUCGACAACAAUGGCUUCCAGGACAGUCUCGCUUUCCAGUCCAAGGGGGUGGUUGCCGAGUUUGAGAGUCGACUUGCCGAGACCAAGCUCGCCUUUGCAAAGGAGGGAUUCAACUCCGAGGUCUUCUACGAAAACAAGGACAUGCGGCGGUAUGUGUCACUAGUGCCCACUUCGGCGCAUACAGGCGAAGGCAUUCCGGAUCUGCUCAAGCUCCUGGUGUCGUUGACCCAGGAACGGAUGACGUCCAGCCUGAUGUAUUUGUCCGAGGUGGAAUGUACGGUCCUUGAAGUCAAAGUGAUUGAGGGUCUCGGUACCACGAUUGACGUGGUAUUGUCGAACGGAGUGCUUCACGAAGGGGAUCGGAUUGUGCUGUGUGGCACCGACGGGCCGAUUGCCACCAAUAUCAGGGCGCUCCUCACCCCUGCUCCGCUCAAGGAGCUGCGCCUCAAGUCUCAAUAUGUGCACAACAAAGAAUGCAAAGCGGCUCUGGGUGUCAAGAUCGCGGCAAAUGAUCUGGAAAAGGCCAUUGCGGGUUCGCGGUUGCUCGUUGUCGGACCUGAGGACGACGAGGAGGACUUGAUGGACGACGUGAUGGCGGAUCUGGCAAGCCUCCUCAGCAAGAUAUCCAAAGACAACCGGGGUGUCAGCGUCCAAGCUUCUACUCUGGGGUCUUUGGAGGCGUUGUUAGAAUUCCUCAAGCAGAGCAAGAUCCCUGUUGCCAACAUCGCCAUUGGGCCGGUGUACAAGCGAGACGUCAUGAUGGCGGGCACCAUGCUGGAGAAGGCGAAGGAAUAUGCGGUGAUGCUUUGCUUCGACGUCAAAGUCGACAAGGAGGCACAGCAGUACGCGGACGAAAACGGCAUCAAGAUCUUUACCGCCGAUAUCAUCUAUCACUUAUUCGACGCCUUCACAAAGCACAUGGAGGAAUUGCGAGAAAAGAAAAAGGAAGAGAGCAAGAUGCAUGCUGUCUUCCCGUGUGUGCUUAGCCCUAUCCAGGUCUUCAACAAGAAGGAUCCGAUCGUGGUGGGCGUGGACGUUGUUGAGGGCAGCUUGCGGCCAUUGACGCCAAUUGCGGUAGUAAAGACAAACCCGGUCACAGGCGUCAAGGAAAUCAUUACCUUGGGCAGAGUGUCAUCGAUUGAGCGCGAACACAAGACCAUUCCCAUCUGCAAAAAGGGGCAGCCGUCCGUGGCAGUGAAGAUUGAAGGACCCAAUCAGCCCAUGUAUGGACGACAGCUGGAAGACAAGGAUACUCUAUACUCUCUGAUUUCUCGCAAGUCAAUCGACACACUGAAGGAGUUCUAUCGAGAUGAGGUGACGAAGGAUGAAUGGGCGCUGCUGAAGAAGCUCAAACCAACAUUCGAUAUUCCUUAG